AUGAAUGCUUCUCACCCAGAAACAAAUUCACCAACUGAGUAUCCUCCUCAAAAUCCUCCAGCAGCAUUUCAAGGACCUCCAGGACAUACUGGCUACCACGGCCCACCAGCUGCCUUUCCUGGGACACAGACAGUCUACCCUGGGCCACUGGGUGCCUAUCCCGGAACCCAGGCAGAUGCUGGCCCAGUGGGCUUUCCUGUUCAACACCAACCCAUGUAUCAUCAGCCAGGUGGAUCUGCAGGACUACCACAGAUGCCAGCACCACCACCUCCAUCAGACUGUCCACCAGGGUUGGAAUAUUUAAGUCAGGUAAUUUAAAUACAUAAAACAAUCCUAAAAAAUAAUACCUUAACAAGCUUUGAAACAAAUAACAAAUAUGAAAUUAAGAACAGGUUUGGACAGAGGAUUUACUUUGCAGCAGAGGAUACUGAUUGUUGUACCCGAAAUUCCUGUGGGGCUUCCAGACCUUUUACCAUGAGGAUUCUUGAUAAUAUGGGCCGAGAAGUCAUAACUCUGGAGAGACCUCUAAGGUGUGCCAGCUGUUGUUGCCCCUGCUGCCUUCAGGAGAUAAAAAUCCAUGCUCCUCCUGGUGUACCUGUAGGGUAUGUUACUCAGAUUUGGCACCCAUACGUGCCAACGUUUACUCUUCAAAAUGAGAAGAGAGAAGAUGUACUUAAAAUUAUUACUCCUUGUCUUAUCAGCAGUUGUUGUGCAGAUAUUGAUUUUGAGAUUAAAUCUAUUGAUGAAGAAAAUGUGGUUGGUAAGAUUUCCAAGCAGUGGGCUGGUUUUGCGAGAGAGGCAUUUACAGAUGCCGAUAACUUUGGGAUACAGUUCCCUAUAGACCUUGAUGUGAAAAUGAAAGCUGUGAUGCUUGCCGCGUGUUUCCUCAUCGAUUUCAUGUUUUUUGAAAACAAUUCAUGUACUCAAAUAAUACAUUCAUUCCUGAAAGCAAAAUUGUGGUAA
Messenger RNA from Pteropus alecto (black flying fox), 963 nucleotides. Its product is annotated as phospholipid scramblase 1. Gene Ontology annotation, cellular component: plasma membrane. Lineage: Eukaryota; Metazoa; Chordata; Mammalia; Chiroptera; Pteropodidae. Gene Ontology annotation, molecular function: phospholipid scramblase activity. Gene Ontology annotation, biological process: plasma membrane phospholipid scrambling. The record is from RefSeq and is a predicted model, not a curated record. The transcript has 6 exons.